Molecule: messenger RNA, 2346 nt
Organism: Amorphotheca resinae ATCC 22711
Lineage: Eukaryota; Fungi; Ascomycota; Leotiomycetes; Helotiales; Amorphothecaceae
Exons: 2
Coding region: 1-2346 (781 amino acids)
Biological process (GO): wybutosine biosynthetic process
Molecular function (GO): 4 iron, 4 sulfur cluster binding; catalytic activity; FMN binding
Source: RefSeq, a predicted model, not a curated record
AUGGCCCACGAAAAUUGGCCUCAGAAGGCUUUGUGGCCCGUAGAGAUCACUGAUAUUGUGGCCCUUUGGCACACAUAUCGGAUCCCAAUUAUUCUCUCGACCUUCACGAUCCUUAUAGUUUUUCGAACCAUUCUCCAUAUCCGAGCACCCCGGGAAAAGCUAUCUGACUCGCCGCCUCCGUCCUCUCCAAACCUGCCUGCCGAGAAAGAGAAACUCUUGGUAGUAGACUCGAAGAUACCCGUGGCGAAGGCCCCCCGAAGAAUUGUGGGUGGUCUUAAAAAGCGGAGUUCGUCACAAGAAGAUGCUAGACCCAGAGAGCAAAAGAUUCAGGUGUUGAUCUUCUUCUCGUCCUUGACUGGCACCACCGAGAAGACAGCCAAGGUAUUCACGGAACAACUGGCCAAGAGCCAGGCAGAUUCGGCCAUCUUCCUCGAACCUCAAUUACUUGAUUUGUCAUAUAUAGACUACGACGAAUACUUCAUUACCCCACCAAAAGGCGAACCUGGAAUUAGCUACUUCUACCUUCUGCUCCUGCCAACGUAUAACAUUGACACGGUGCUGGACAAUUUCCUCGAGCAUCUGCAAGAGACGCACCAUGAUUUCAGGAUAGAUACUGCGCCUCUGUCCCCAUUACUGGGGUACUCCGUGUUUGGAUUUGGGGAUCGAGAGGGCUGGCCGACGGAAGAAGAGGGGUUCUGCUCGCAGGCGAGAGAAGUGGACAAAUGGAUGGCCAAACUGACCGCAAGGAAGAGAGCAUUCCCCUUGGGCCUGGGCGACCCCAAGAGAGAUGCUACUGAGCGUCUAAAGGAGUGGAAAGAAGGGGUGGAGGACGUUUUAGCCCAUAUUGCCGAAACUGGAAGUCUAGGAGAGGGCGUCGUUGGGAGUGGAGAUGCUGUUGAAAGUGACGUUGAAGACGUGGAUGAGGAUGAUGGGGAGGUCUUGUUUGAAGAGCAAGAGGUCGCAAAACGAAAGUCAAGACUCCAGAAGAAGGAUACAUUAAAUGACCUGGAAGACAUUGGCGGUACUCUAAACAAGACUCCAUCCGCGCAGAAUGUCGAAUCGUCUGCACCUCUCGAGGUAGACUUCACCACUUAUAGCAAGGGAGGUCGACCUACAGCUCCACCUACAGCUCCCGCAGUAACCAAAGAGAUGGUUCCUAAAAAUUCCCCUACCUACACUGCUCUUACAAAACAAGGCUAUUCAAUAGUUGGAUCCCACUCAGGGGUCAAGAUCUGUCGCUGGACCAAGUCCGCCCUCCGCGGCAGAGGGUCCUGUUACAAAUACUCCUUCUACGGCAUCGCCUCCCACCAAUGUAUGGAAACGACACCCUCCCUCUCUUGCUCCAACAAGUGCGUCUUCUGCUGGCGUCAUGGGACCAACCCUGUUGGCACUACCUGGCGCUGGGUCGUUGACCCUCCCGAUCUGAUCUUUAACGGAGUGAAGGCUGGCCACUACAAGAAAAUCAAAAUGAUGCGUGGCGUGCCUGGUGUCCGCGCUGAGCGUUUCGCAGAGGCUAUGCAGAUUCGCCAUUGCGCGCUGUCUCUCGUGGGCGAGCCCAUCUUCUACCCCCAUAUCAAUGAGUUCACAGCCAUGCUGCAUAAAGAGCACAUCUCAUCCUUCCUAGUCUGCAACGCUCAGCAUCCAGACCAGCUCGCAGCCCUGAAGCCCGUCACUCAACUAUAUGUCAGCAUCGACGCCUCGAACCGCGAAUCGCUGCGCAAGAUCGACCGGCCGCUGCACCGCGAUUUCUGGGAGCGGUUCCAGCGCUGCCUCGACAUUCUCCGCGAGAAGCGCUUCCAGCAGCGCACCGUCUUCCGCUUGACCCUCGUCAAAGGCUUCAAUAUCGAGGAUGAGGCCGAGGGCUACGCGGACCUCGUCGAGAAAGGCCUCCCCUGCUUCGUCGAAGUCAAAGGCGUAACCUACUGCGGCACCUCCUCGUCCGCGGGCGCCGGGCUCACCAUGCAAAACGUGCCCUUCUACGAAGAAGUGUGCGCCUUCGUCGAAGCCCUGAAUGCGGCGCUCGCCCGCCGCGGCCUGGCCUACGGCAUCGCGGCCGAGCACGCCCACAGCUGCUGCAUCCUGAUCGCGAGCGACCGGUUCAAGAAGAACGGCAAAUGGCACACGCGCAUCGAUUACGAGAAGUUCUUUGAGUGUCUGGAGAGCGGCAAGAGCUUCACGCCUGAGGAUUAUAUGGGCCCUGAGACGCCCGAGUGGGCCACGUGGGGCAAGGGCGGUUUUGAUCCGAGGGAUGAGAGGGUGUUCAGGAAGGGGAAGAAUAAGGUUGCGUUGACGGGGAGUCAGGGGGAGGUUAUGGGGGAGAAGGAGGUGGUUGAGAUAGACUCAUGA